This is a messenger RNA of Ruditapes philippinarum (Manila clam), 4053 nucleotides long. RefSeq names its product fanconi-associated nuclease 1-like. Gene Ontology annotation, cellular component: nucleus. The record is from RefSeq and is a predicted model, not a curated record. The transcript is spliced from 16 exons. Gene Ontology annotation, molecular function: flap-structured DNA binding; 5'-flap endonuclease activity; 5'-3' exonuclease activity. Bases 257 to 3541 code for a protein of 1094 amino acids. Lineage: Eukaryota; Metazoa; Mollusca; Bivalvia; Venerida; Veneridae. Gene Ontology annotation, biological process: interstrand cross-link repair.
GUACGCCAUUUGUAACUGUGAAAUACAGAUUGGCAGAUUGAUGUUUUUGAAAAUUACAGGACAAUCGAAAACAAUUUUGCCAGAUCAAGUUCGCAGUUUUCAAGUUCAUUUCAGAGACGCUUCACAUCUAAUAUAUUUAACCUUGUCAACGAACACAGCUGGUGCAGAUGAUAAGUGACUGAAAAUCAAUGAUGCAGCUGGAUUGAACUCAGCCGUCUGUAUCAUUUCACUAAACUGCUUAGGAAUAUUAAACAAUAUGAGUAACCAGGCAUCUAAAAAGAGGAAGCUAUCACUGAAAAGGACUAAUGGAUCAAACCAACAUGAUCAAAGAAGGAAUACCAUCAUUUCUAUGUUUCAAAAACAGAAUGAUAAACAGGCUGUAGAAGAACAGACCAAAGAGUCUGGAAGUGAAGGAGAUGUAGUUAUAACAAAUGUAAUAGGCCUUAAUGCAGAUACUUGUCAAAAUGUUUCAGAAUCAGCUUCAAGUUCUGUAGCUCAUCAUAAAAGUCAAUGCACUGACACCACAAAGAGGUUAAGUUUGUCAGGAAGAAAAAAGCGGAAGCUCCCAGAUACAAAAGAUCGUGAAAGUGCAUCAGAUUCUGACUUUGAAGUAAGGAAAUCAAAUAAAAAGGAAAAGAGAAAAACUGCUCUUUCUAGAACUGUAUCUGCUCAAGAGUCAAGACCUCAGGGAGGGCAUUAUAGACUGAGAAAAAGAAACACUGUACCAGUUGUAGAAGUUAGUGAUAGUGAUAAAGAUAAUGAGAAAGAGGAUAAUGAUAAAGAUAAUGAGGAGAAAGCUAGGACUGAAAAAGUCAAUAAAAUGUCUGAUCAGGCUACAUCUAAUGUUGAUAGUAGAAAACAUACUGACGAUAUUGAAAAGAAAAGGGAAAGUAGUGAUAGUUCUAUGGAAGAUGUUGUUGUUGUGGAGACACCUGAAUCCAAGAGUAAAUACUUUAGCAAUUCAGGAAAGAGAAAGUUAACAAAUUCUACUGAAAAAAUAAAACUUUCAUUGAAGAAAUCUAGAGGUGGAAAAGAAGCAGAACAAGAAAGUGUGAAAUCCAAAAGUGAAGAAAGUAUGAAUUUCAAAAUAAAAUCUGACAAAUUUGAAUGUGAUAUGGAGAGAUCAAGUUCUGACACAGCUUGUCUAAUGAAAAAGAAAAUUUCAAAAGAUAAGUCAAGAAAUCAAAUAAAUAAAUUGUCAAAUGAUAAUCCUUCAAAUCUUGAAAAUAAAUCAUUUUUGAAUGACAGUAAGAAGGGUAAAAAUAAUCAUGAUUCACAAAAAUCUAAUGUAAAUUCUAUCUUGAUGCAAAAAGCAUGUGGAUCAAAUGAGAAAGACACUGAAAGCCUUGGUAGUUCUAAAGAUGGAUAUGAUAAAAAUGAAGUUAUCGGUAAGCAUAAAAAGGGUUUAGUGAAUGGUAAGUCAAUUUCAAAACCUUCUGUAAAAUCAAAGAGUGGUUUGAUUGUUAAUGAAACUACUGAUAGUAAUAAAGUUGAUACUGAUAAAGAAAUAGUCAACAUUGAUGACAAGGAUAAUGCUGAUGAAGAUGUUUAUGAAGAUGUGAGAGAAGAUGGUGAAAAAGUAGAGUACAGGGUACCAUACUACCUAGAAAACUUUAAGAAAAUAUUGGAAAGUGUCUUGGAUGAUAAAGAGAAUGCAAGGUUGUUUGAUGAAAUGGACAUGAAGUACAUUACUACUUUUAAUAAUUUAGACGAGGCAAGUCAGAAACUGUAUGUGAGGUUGUUCUCUCGGAAAUUAACUUGGCUUCCUAUGACGAAAGUGAACUACCCAGAGAUAAGUGAUGAUAUACCAAAGCUUAUUGAUGGUCUUGUAGAGAUUGAUCUUCUCUAUUCAGGGACAGAAUUAUCAGACCUGCCAAUAGUUUUAAAGAUAUUAUCAGCGCCAGAUUUAAAGACAUUGGCAAAAACAUUCCACAUUAACAGUCAGGGUAUGACAAAAGCUAGCAUCAUUGAAGAGCUGUUGAAGAAAGGCAAGAAAAACUCAAUUUCUGCCAUGUUUAAAGGGGGUUCCACAGGAACAAUGGAAAAAACAAUAUUGAACAGAGCCAAGAGUUACCUCGGUAAAGUGUGUAGACUGAAAGAUGAACCAAGGGCUGUGUUUAUACGAUUGUUGAUGUUGUUUUCCUUAUACAAUACCAACUUUGAUGAAGAAAGUGGUGGCGGUGGACAGAAUCAACUCUUUCAAAUGCUCAUGGUUAAUAUAGGUAGAGUUGUCUACCCUUCUUACACGGUCAAUAGAGACAGGUCUGUGUUUCAAGAUAGGGAUGCUCUUGUGAGGUUUGAGACUGCCCUUCAGUUUGAGAUGGACAUUCAGGGUAUGACUGAGAGAAACAAGUGGGUACAAGCAAACAAUAUAUAUAAACAAGCUAGAGAAGUUGGCAAGCAUAUUUGCAAGGACAAACAAUUUAUGAACUGGGACAGUGGUUUACCUCAGUUUUUACGACUGUAUACAGCUGGAAGUGUGUACACACGCAUAGACAACCAAGGUGUGGAGAUUUUACAGAGACUGAAACUGUACAAGGAAGCUGUUGACCUCCUAGAAGAGCUGCUAGCCCAGGACUUGUACUGUGUCCAGUAUCGAGGUCACUGGUAUGAGAGACUGGCUCUUAAUUUAGAAGCUCAUCUGAAGUCUGUACAAAAGAGCUUCAAUGUAUUGAAGCGAGGUUUAUCAGAUUCUACAGUACGAACUGGAAGACGACUAGCUCUGUAUGAGAGGGCACGCAAAAUUUGCGAGGCCCCGAAGUCCAAGUAUGCUGAUAGAAUCAGUGAGUUUGAACCCCAGGCAGUCCUUCCAACACCUGAGGUUUAUAUAGAAGGUAUGGUUGUAUCAGAUGCUACAGCUGUAGGUAUGAAGUAUAAGUUUGUCAUGCAGGGGGACUCAGACUCGGUCACAUUCUGUGGUGUUGAGGAAUUAGUGCUUGAACAUUACAAACAAAAUGGCUACCCUGAAGGUCUUCAUGCGGAGGGAUCUAUAGUUAGUAACCUGUUUGUUUUGUUAUUCUGGGACAUCAUGUACAUGGAUGUUCCAAAUGUGUUCCAUGGACCAUUCCAGUCCUGUCCUCUUGAUAUAGCCACACAAGAUUUCUACCUCAACAGGCAACAGGUUACAGAAGAAAGACUGGAAUGGCUGAAAAAUGCUUCCAUAGAGGAGUUAAAUACAGAAGUUGGCCGUGUUUGGAGUGAACAUGAAGGUAAGAUGUGUUCUGGGAUCAGCUGGGAUAAAUUCUCUGGACCUGACACUCACCAAAACCUCAUUAGCUGUAUGGGAGGACCUAUUAUUGCUGGAAUUUUAGAAAGAUAUGUGAAAGAUCCAAGGCAUACAAGAAGUGGAUUCCCUGAUCUGACUCUAUGGAACACAGAAACCAAACAAUUUAAGAUCUGUGAGGUGAAGGGUCCCAAUGACAGACUGUCAUAUAAACAGAUAUUAUGGAUAGACUAUUUACAGAAACUAGGAGUAGAUGCGGAGGUGUGCUAUGUUAAAGCUGUAGGAUCAAAGAAGCUGAAACCAGUUACGAAAAACUGAAUGUGUCUGCAAAAAAAACUAAUCUGUGAAUGAAUGGAUGCAUGUUUAGAAAUAGGUUCAGGCCAUCUCUGAAAUUACUAGUAUAAAAAUUAUCUGUGAAAGAAUUGAUAAGUUUCCAUAUUUCAUAUUGAUAUGAUUGUAAACUAUUUAGAUUAAAUAAUUAAUUAAACAUUUAAAAACAUGUGCUUUGUGAAAACUUUAAGCAAGUUGUAAAGACAAAGGGUAGUUGAUAAGAGAUUUAAAGCAGUUUUACAGAGCAAGUUAAAUACAGUUGUUAUUUGUUACAGCCAUUUCUCACAUUUAAAGUUUUGCAGUAAAAGAAGUAUCAAUAUCCUUAUGAAAUUUUUGCCCAACUUGUGCAUAGUUAGUAAGCAUUGAUAUCAUAAGUUUAGGACAUUCACUAUUUGUUAAAAGGGCUUCUAAAAGCUUGACUAUUAGAAGAAAAUGGGGGAGCUAUGCUUAGUGCUUUGGCGUUAGUUUGGGCAUAACACUAAGUAAAGGUUUUGUACGCA